AGUAUGACAGGACAAGUAAAACCGCUUCUACACCACACCACAACAGCUGAAUUGGUAUUUAGGGGGAGAAUAGUUCAACAGGAUGUCUGGUGAAUAACGCCAUAACGAUCGCGGAGAACGCACUUGAUAGUUCUACACGCAAAGCAAUGGAUCAUCGCGCAGUCCUUCUCGCUGUCUCCAUUCUGUGGACAGCAAAGGCGGCGGCUGAAAUGAACCAAGGUGGACAUUUGCAGGAGCUGUCCGGAGCUGACUCGAUGGGGAUCAAGUUGGCACUUUCUCCUCUUGGUGGGAAUGGAACCAGUAAUGGCUCAAGUGCGACCGAACUUACCUAUGGUUUUGUUUCGUGCGCUGUGGCUGUGGUGUUCUACGGAAGCAACUUCGUCCCGGUAAAGAAGAUAGACACCGGGGAUGGUAUGUUUUUCCAGUGGGUUCUCUGUGCUGCUAUAUGGACGGUGUCUCUUAUCGUGAACAUCAUUCUUGACAGCCCGAAAUUUUGGCCCUUGGCUAUGGUGGGCGGAGCCAUAUGGGCCACAGGAAAUAUAACGGUGGUGCCGAUUGUGAAGACCAUUGGCCUGGGGCUAGGACUCCUGAUCUGGGCCUCCUUUAAUUUACUCAUGGGCUGGGCCAGUUCAAGGUUUGGCUGGUUUGGCAUCGAAGCAGAAACUGUAGGACAGCCUGUGUUAAACUACUGUGGGGCUGCGUUGUGCUUUGUCAGCGCCAUUGUGUUUUUCUUUGUGAAGAGUGAUGUUCAGAGAGUAGAAGAGGAGGCUCCUUUACUCAUACAAAAUAAUACUGACAAUAUCAGUACCAUCUAUACCAUCACCCCUUGCACUCAGUCUUUGCCAACCAGCGAAGUCUGUUCAGCCACAGAUUCCUCGCCAGUCCCUGCAAGACUGACAGGCUGCGCAAAUAAUUCAGAUGAUGCAGUUACCUCAGACGAUUCUUGGGUGGACCGACUCAGACCAAGUACUAAAAGAUUAGUGGGCUCCGCUAUGGCUGUUGUGGCAGGCACGCUGUAUGGCUCCUCGUUCAUCCCUGUACUUUACAUGAAAGCCCAUGCAGACGAUCCAGACAGCCCAUUCCAUGGAGCCAGUCAAUUUGAUCUGGAUUAUGUGUUUGCUCAGUUUAGUGGAAUCUUUCUCACCAGCACAGUCUACUUCCUCCUCUACUGUGCAGCAAUGAAGAACAAACCCAAAGUGUUCUCAAAAGCCAUUCUACCAGGGUUUGCCUCAGGCGUUAUGUGGGGAGUGGCUACAUGUUGCUGGUUUUUGGCUAAUCACUACCUGAGUCCUGUGGUUAGUUUCCCCAUCAUCACCACAGUCCCUGGUCUUAUUGCAGCUGGAUGGGGGGUAUUGGUAUUUAAGGAGGUGAAGGGUUUACAAAACUACCUGGUCCUUGGACUAGCUUUCUGCUUGGUGGUAGCAGGUGCCUUGCUAACAGGCUUUUCAACGGUGUAGCAAAACUCGCCACAAGGGAUCAACAAGAGAAAAAGGAUUAUGUUUUCAGCAUUUUUGUCUUUUUUAAAAUGGCAUUAGUCAAUAUGUGGAUGUUUACAUGAUUUUAUGUUAGAAAGUAUUUUAAUGAAUCAUUAUCGACCUCUGUCCAUGAUGCCAAGUAUCAUUUGUUUUCCACUUACUGCACUGACUCUGUCUUCUAAAACUAUGAGAAACUCUGUGAAAUGUUUCCAACUUCAGUUUUUCCAAGAAGGGUUAUUUUCCACUUUGAUUUUGUGUGACACUGAUCACUUCAUACAUACAAAGUCUGUAAAUAAAAGGCUUGUGAGAUUUUUAAACAAAUGUUUUUUUUAAGAAAAAUAAUGUACAGUAUCUUUUUGGAUAAAAUAUGAACAAUGUGAUAUAGAUUCUUUGAUAUACUAUGCUUGAAAUACAUGUUAUUAUCAGG
Molecule: messenger RNA, 1902 nt
Organism: Engraulis encrasicolus (European anchovy)
Lineage: Eukaryota; Metazoa; Chordata; Actinopteri; Clupeiformes; Engraulidae
Gene: tmem144a
Product: transmembrane protein 144a
Exons: 13
Coding region: 147-1457 (436 amino acids)
Biological process (GO): carbohydrate transmembrane transport
Cellular component (GO): membrane
Molecular function (GO): carbohydrate transmembrane transporter activity
Source: RefSeq, a predicted model, not a curated record